GUAGCGAACACAACAUUUAUCAAAAAUGUCAAGAUACCAAAUCAAUCACCCUCUGAAUUAGAGGGGCAUCUAGUGCGGCUAAAAGGUGCCCUCACAAAUUCAUCACCGCAUGGUUAUUCUGAUAAUGAUCUAGCAACGUUGUCUUCGACCUGUCAUGACAGGAGGCGAAGCUUCCUCUCGUUGGGGCCCUAGCGAUGCCGUAAUGGAAGCUGCAGUGCAUCACUAAUCUUUAACAUCUUCCCUGCUUUUUGUGCUUUUCCAAAUGCAAUCAACCAGCUAGUUGCGCAACCGAAGCGGUAGAUGCUUCUUCUGCGAGUCGAUUGAAUGGAGCUCAUUAGGGACCAGCACUGCUGUACCGUGAAGACAGACAGGUUUCGACACCCUGACAAGCCCCAAUUAUCCGCUGUCCAUGCACAUUUCACAGAUGCCUCUCGCCUCGUGACGCCACUAAACUCCAUGUCUAAUCCCAAUCCUUCCGCCUGCAUAAAGCAGAAAACAAAGAGCAAAGAGCAAAGAGCAAAGAGCAAAGCUGCUAGAAGUGACUUUCCCCUGUUCCAAAGUCGCUGGUAUCUCAAUUAAAGGGCAUCAAUUCACCUCAAUUCCUAGCCCAGUAGUCUGGUUCUUGGCUUGGGAAGAGGUUAAUUUUCAAGAUUUGGGGGUUAGGAGGUAUUAAUAGACGAGAAGCAGAGGAGGCAGGAGGAGGGAGAGACAUGGCACGGAGGCAGCAGGAGAGUCAACGAGGUCGAGCACAGCGCUUGGCGCUGUAUCUGCUCGCGAUCUGGUCUUCUGUGGCGGUGGCGCACGGCGUGCGUCCAUCGGAGCACGGCCUCGCAAACCAGAAGGACCCAGGGCCAGCGUCGCCCCCCAUGGUCGCCUUCUUCCACGCCCGGCCGGUGGCAGCGCUCCCGGAGGCGCAGAACGUGGCGUGGACGCUGGUGCCGCCGGGCCCGCAAGGGCGGCGCCGCCCUCGGUCGGGACUUCUCGCCGCCGGCGUGGCUUGCGGCGCCGUCGGCGCUGGCCUCCUUGCCUUGGCGGCGGCUGCGUACGUCGUCCACACCCGCCGGCACGGGUCGGGUACUGGGUCCGCUUGGUCGAUGGGCUCACCCCGCCGGAGAAGCGGCCCGGAGGUUCGGCUGGGAACUCCGUAGACGCAGUGUGCUUUGACUUACCUGUAGCUACGUAAUUCUACUUAAGAAUCGUACAUUGAUGAGCUGAAAUCAUGAAAAACGUCUGGCCAAUCUUGAACUCAGUCAUGCUUUCCUAA
This is a messenger RNA of Zingiber officinale, 1264 nucleotides long. RefSeq lists its product as uncharacterized. The transcript is spliced from 2 exons. The coding region runs from base 711 to 1148 and encodes 145 amino acids. NCBI's taxonomy places the organism in Eukaryota, Viridiplantae, Streptophyta, Magnoliopsida, Zingiberales, Zingiberaceae. The record is from RefSeq and is a predicted model, not a curated record.